AUGGCCCACCAGGACGCCCCUUCAAACUCGUCCACCCAGGGCUCCUCCAGCCGAGCACAACAAGGCAAGCCAGCCUCCCCAGCCUCCCUAACCCCCGACCAGACCCAAAGAAUCAGCUCGCCAGAGCAAAUACACAUACACAGGUCCUCAACCCAAACCCCAAUGAACCACCAAGAACUCCUCGCAGCAGAAAACACGCCCCAGGGAAUGCAGAACGAGAUAUACGCCUGCAGGCAAUGUCUGCCCCAAACCCAACGCCUGCGCUUCUGCAUCGAGUGCGGGAUAUCCGACCGCAUGGGGCCGGACGGAUACACGCCCGGGUCGCAGAUCGUGGUACAGGGCGUUUUGUAUGUGGUGUGCCUUUAUUGCAGACAGUAUGGUUUGGGCGCGAAGACAGCCGACGGGCGCGGUACGCGGUAUUGUAAGGCGUGCUGGACGAUGAGGCCGCCGCAUGUCGCUGGGGAGGAUGAUAUGGGGGCGGACCGUUGGGAGAGGUUGAGGGUCGCGAGGGAGGGCGGGGAGGAGGGUCGGAAGCCGGUCGGUCGAGUGGGGUUUGAUAGUAUGUGGUAG
Messenger RNA from Anthostomella pinea, 570 nucleotides. NCBI's taxonomy places the organism in Eukaryota, Fungi, Ascomycota, Sordariomycetes, Xylariales, Xylariaceae. The record is from the annotation of a GenBank genome assembly.